Messenger RNA from Candidozyma duobushaemuli, 1551 nucleotides. It is a transcript of the gene DOT6, whose product is annotated as Dot6p. The record is from RefSeq and is a predicted model, not a curated record. NCBI's taxonomy places the organism in Eukaryota, Fungi, Ascomycota, Pichiomycetes, Serinales, Metschnikowiaceae. Bases 1 to 1551 code for a protein of 516 amino acids. The transcript has a single exon.
AUGGCUACCUCAGACAGCCCACCGCCAGCCGCCAGUGCGUCACCGAACCUGUCGAAGAACUUAAACAGAACGCCCACCUCCUGGGACGCCCAGGACGACCUUCUCUUGAUGCAUUUGAAGGACACUCAGAAGCUCGGGUGGAAGGAAAUCGCCUCCCACUUCAAUAACAGAACACCCAAUGCGUGCCAGUUUCGCUGGCGUCGGUUGAAGCUGGGAAACCUCAAGAAUCCUCCAAAAUCGUCUCAGGCUUUGGGAGGCCUAGCUGCAGCAGCUAUGGCGGCUGGGUCUGGGUCAGAUAGCGGGAAUUCGAGUCCGGCUGGUUCCGUGUCACUGGCCUCGAAGAAGGCUCCAAAGCGCCGUCAGUCCGACUCCCUGACGCCUCGAAUGAGCUCCGUUUACCUGCCUCAUGCCAACACCACUUUCACGGGCUACGACACCGUCUCCACAGCGUUGGCGGGACUCAACGCAUUAUCGAAUCAAAAUAGCGGAUCUCCUUCGGGCCCCAUAAACACCACGUCGCACCCUCAAACCUUCGACAACCUGCCUAAACUGGACGUCCCCUUGGACCCCCAGCUGGCGGCUGCCUCGGGUUCCUCUGGUGGCUAUUUCACAGAGAUCUCCAUAGAUCCUACGCUGAACUUGCCCCAUAACCAGCCUCACCAUGUGCCUAGUCCUCUGGGAAUAACGCCCCGGAAUUCCAACGCCGACCAGCACCCGCCCCAUAUGCAUAACAACUCCAUCAUUCAAAUUGUACGGGACGACAGAACAUCCGUGCUGUCUCUGCGUCACUCUGUUCUGAGUCUUCCUUCCAAAUCCAUGAACAUCCCGCACCACCAACUGACAAAUAGCGCAUUGGCGCAUUUGCCUAUCUUGUUCGGCGGAAAUAGUAUAAGUGGCCCUUCCACGGGAGCUUCAGUGCUGGGGCCCUCGGGACUUCCUCAUUUGGCUUCUACGUUAUCUAGCAUUCGUAACGGUUCGAUUGUCGGAACUUCGCAGCCACUUCGAAGACUGUCUAUGCUGGUAGUACACACAGAGAGAAGGAAUUCGGCUCCCAAAACAUUGAAGAAGCCCGAGAAGAGUGAUAUCAAGGAGGAGAAGGACGACAAAAAGGACAGCAAGGGCCGCAACUCUAACCAGCCGAUUUUCAAAAUCCCUUGGUCGAUGGAGGAGGAUGAGCUCUUGAUAAACCGUCGUCGAAAGGAGCUUUCAUUUGCAGAACUACUGAUAUUGCUUCCUCAAAGAACUGAAGGUGAGAUCUGGGCACGUAUAGAUGCAUUGGAGCGUCUCCGAAACGGCCACAGAGCCCUGGUGUCUCGUGACGUUGUUCGCCGCCGCCAGUCGCUGAUUGGGCUCGAUGAUGUGGAUGAUUUUUACGAUGAGGUAGAUUCCGUUAUUGGCGGGAUCGAUUCUGAUGACGAUGAUGAUGAUGACGUGCUUCUAGAUGUGGACGAUUCGAUUCCCGGCCAUAUACGCCGACAACGCAAAAGACGUGCUUCCUCAGCAGUGAACCCGCUCUCCGUGAGAGAGGGUAUCCGGAGGAAGCUUCACUAG